Molecule: messenger RNA, 2054 nt
Organism: Rhododendron vialii
Lineage: Eukaryota; Viridiplantae; Streptophyta; Magnoliopsida; Ericales; Ericaceae
Product: protein REVEILLE 1-like
Exons: 6
Coding region: 237-1640 (467 amino acids)
Molecular function (GO): DNA binding
Source: RefSeq, a predicted model, not a curated record
UCCUCUUUUUAUGUCUCUCCUCUUCUUCUUCCUCCCCCCUCUUCUUGUCCCAAAGCGCUCUCUCUCUCUCUCUCUCUCUAGAUCCUAGUCAGAAAACUGACUGGCUCUUGUGCUUGCUGUUUGGAUCGAGAUAUGAGUAGGUAAUUGUAUUGGAUUUGUUCGAUUUGAGAAGUGAGAGGUAGCUAAGUUAAGCUGAGGGUAGAGAAGAUCAGAUUCAGUAAUUGCUUCAGGAUUUGAUGGUUUCUGCAGCUAUGGAUUUACAGGAUCAAAGUGGAGGCUCUACAUCAAGUGGAGUUCUUCCAACAGUGAACGACUAUGCUCUGAAGGUGAGAAAACCUUACACAAUCACAAAACAAAGAGAAAGGUGGACAGAGGAAGAACAUGACAAGUUUAUCGAGGCUUUGAAGCUCUAUGGACGCUCAUGGCGACGAAUUGAAGAGCAUGUGGCCACCAAAACUGCAGUUCAGAUUAGAAGCCACGCUCAAAAAUUCUUUUGCAAGGUGGUUCGGCAGUCAAGCAAUGCUGAUGCAAGUCCAGUAAAGCCUAUUGAGAUUCCUCCCCCUCGUCCAAAGAGGAAACCUGCACAUCCUUAUCCUCGUAAACUUGUUGCUCCUGUUAGAACUGGAACCUUGGUUUUAGAGCAACAAACAAGGUCCACAUCUCCAAAUUCGUAUGUGUCCGAUCAAGAGAACCAAUCUCCAACUUCAGUUCUUUCUGCAAUCGGUUCAGAAAUGAUGGGUACAAUGGAUUCAAAUACACCUAAUGGUAGCCUUUCACCAGUUUCAUCUGCUGAUGGCUGCUUAGGUUGCGAACCAAAUUCUUCGUCAGAAGAAGCUGGAUCUCUGUUACAGAUUAAUACAUCAACUAGUUCCUCCCCUGAUGAGGAAGCUCCCAUGAAUUUGGAGGUGUUUCCUGAAGACAAGGCUAUUAGUGAAGAUGGGUCAGCUGAGGCAGGAGGAUCUACCCGGACUUUCAAGCUCUUUGGGAAGAAUGUGCUAGUCACAGAUUCUAACAAGCCAAGUGAGGCAUUUUGUGAGUCGCCACCGCCUUCUGACAUGAGUGAUGGGAAACAUGUACAUUCUUUACCAUGGGGAUUUUCAGACAUGAGUAUGGAGGAGGGAAAAUGGAAUCCUCCUAGUGGAUUGCCUGCAGCAUUUUGCUACAUGCAGUUUCCAAAUGAAAACCGGAAUCCAGCAGAUGGUGUUUCCAGUCCUCCUCUCCCUUGGUGGGCUUUCUAUGGAAACGUACCAUUUGCUUCCUUUCCAUUGCAUAAUCCUGUUCCAAUGAAAGCAUGUCCAUCAUUUGUUUGCACGCAAACCCGAGACAGAGAAGUUCAGAACGAAGGAUCUCGGACUGGUUCAAACACUGGAUCAGUGAAUGCAGGGGGAGAUGGUGAUAAGAAUUGGGAAGUUGAGACCCAAAGUCGAUGCGUUUCUUCUGAAAAGGAGGAAAAUGUGCAACAAUCAAAACUCCAAGGUAAAAAUAGCGAAAAUUUAUCUUUCUCAGAGCAAAGAAUGGCUCUUGAUAAAUGUUUGAAGGGGUUUGUACCGUAUAAGAGAUGCGUAGCCGAGAGAGACACCCAAUCGUCAACAAUAGCUUGUGAUAAGAGGGAAGAGCAAAGAAUCCAACUUUACCUAUAGCGGUCAUUCCUGGAGGUCUGUUAGCAGUUAGCACAAUUAACUUCGUUAGCAGAAUUUUCUUCAACGAUUUGAGGGCCGAUUCGUGUACAGUUGAAUUCGGGUACAGUUGAAUCACCAACUGUUUGCAGUUUAAGCAGCCAAUUAUGCAGCUUUGCAAAGGUCUAAUUCUUGCCUUCUUUUUGCCUCGGCGUCUGUAAUGGCUCAAUUUUUUUUCGGCAUCAAGAUGCGGCCGUCUUUUGUAAUUAUUUUCCUUUUCAACAUGUUUAUUCCCACUUCGCUCUUUAGGUAAUUUUUCUUUCUAGGCUAUGCCCAUCGGAAAAUGUCAUCACUUGAACAUAAAUUUAGAAGUUCUGACGUGUUGAGCUGUGUUUGAUUUCUGUAUAUUAAUGCAGCUUAGACAGUAUUCAACUGAAA